Dufourea novaeangliae is the source of this 1319-nucleotide messenger RNA. It is a transcript of the gene Septin1, whose product is annotated as septin-1. The transcript has 6 exons. Gene Ontology annotation, cellular component: cell division site; septin ring; synaptic vesicle. The record is from RefSeq and is a predicted model, not a curated record. NCBI's taxonomy places the organism in Eukaryota, Metazoa, Arthropoda, Insecta, Hymenoptera, Halictidae. Gene Ontology annotation, biological process: cell division; regulation of exocytosis; cytoskeleton-dependent cytokinesis. Bases 240 to 1319 code for a protein of 359 amino acids. Gene Ontology annotation, molecular function: GTPase activity; GTP binding; molecular adaptor activity.
UUAAAGGGAAAAGUAAUGUGGAUUCAGGCAAAAGAUUUUCAAAUAAAAUUACCUUUCGGUCGUUUUAUUUAACAUAUGUGCUUUCAGUAUGUUUGCGAUAUCGCGUUCUGUCACAAUACAGCGUUUGUUUGCCUGAAACUUAAUUUCGGGUUAUUUUCUUAAUAUUUUAAAACGCUUACGCAAUCACAGAUUCCUUUCAUCCCCAUAGAUUAUAGAUUAUAACCAGUAGUACUAAAAAAAUGUCUACUGAAAGCGUGAAAACAUUUGCUAGUCUUGAAACACCUGGGUAUGUGGGAUUUGCAAAUUUACCCAAUCAAGUACAUAGAAAAUCGGUAAAGAAAGGAUUUGAAUUCACGCUAAUGGUUGUUGGAGAAUCUGGUCUUGGAAAAUCUACUUUAGUCAAUAGUUUGUUUCUUACUGAUUUAUAUCCAGAACGUGUAAUUCCUGAUGCUAUAGAAAAAACUAAUCAAACUGUAAAGCUUGAUGCUUCCACUGUGGAGAUUGAAGAGAGAGGUGUCAAACUUAGGUUGACUGUUGUUGAUACACCUGGUUAUGGAGAUGCAAUCGAUAAUACGGAUAGUUUUAGAGCUAUUAUACAAUAUAUAGAUGAUCAGUUUGAAAGAUUUUUACGUGAUGAAAGUGGCUUGAAUAGAAGAAAUAUAGUAGAUAACAGAAUACACUGCUGUUUCUAUUUUAUUUCUCCGUUUGGUCAUGGAUUGAAACCGCUGGAUAUUGAAUUUAUGAAACAACUUCAUAAUAAAGUCAAUAUUGUACCAGUAAUUGCUAAAGCUGAUGUACUUACAAAAAAGGAAGUCUUACGCUUAAAAAAGCGAGUUAUGGAAGAAAUUGAGGGCAGUGGUAUAAAAAUUUAUCCUCUGCCAGAUUGUGAUAGCGACGAAGACGAAGAUUACAAAGAACAAGUUAGACAGUUGAAAGAAGCUGUCCCGUUUGCAGUAUGUGGAGCAAACACUUUGUUAGAAGUAAAAGGACGUAAAGUGCGAGGACGAUUGUAUCCAUGGGGUGUCGUAGAAGUUGAAAACCCAGAUCAUUGUGAUUUCAUAAAGCUAAGGACAAUGUUAAUCACACACAUGCAGGAUUUACAGGAGGUAACACAAGAGGUACAUUAUGAAAAUUAUCGCAGCGAGAGAUUGGCAAAGGGAGCUCCUGUACCACCUCGCAGACAAACCAUUGUGGAAUCUGAAAAAACUAAUUCAGCAUCUGAGAAGGAUCGUAUCUUACAAGAAAAAGAAGCAGAAUUACGGCGCAUGCAAGAACUUUUGGCAGUCAUGCAGGCGCAAAUGCAACAGCAACAACCAUAA